UGGGCAGGUUGUGGAAAGCGCAGAGUUCGACAAAAACAAGCGGCUUCGUUGCCGUCGCAGGGUGUAUGGCCGAGGCGGUGAGGCCACCGCGCCGGGCCAGGACCAAGGCCAAGGCCAGCCGGACUAAAACCAAGGAAAAGAAGAAAUAUGAAACCCUUCAGAGGGAAGAGUCUGAUGAAGUCUCCCUUCCAAAAACCUCCAGAGAGCUGGAAAUCCCUACCCCAGCUUGUGAAUUCAAAGGAGACCAUCUAAAGGAGUUAACCGAUUCCCAGCUCCAGAAUGAUGGUAGUCGACAAAACGAGAGUGAAAUGUUUCAUGUCCCACUCACCUCCUUAACUCUAAGCAAUGAAGAGUCCCUGACAUGUAAAACAGAGAGUCUAAAGGAGGGAGAAGAGAUCAGAGCCUGUGCUGGGGAUGAUGCAGUCAAGCUGAAGGUCGAUCCUGGAGGCAAUGUCGGAACCAAAGUAGAACCCCCCGAGAACAUUACAGAAAUGGAGGAAGAUAAACUGGUACAAUGUGGACCUUUGGAAAGCACACUGCAAUCUAAUGUUUCUUAUAUUCAGCAUGAAGUGGAAAAUUUGAAGGUCAGAGAUACUCAGAAUAGGAGAGAAGACAAAGAAGCCUUGGGUCUUUCUUCAGAAGUGCUACAGAAUGUUGGCUUGCAGAGUUCUUGUGAAGCCAAAGACAUUUUUCAGCCACCUAGAGUGAAAAAACUGUAUCCCCAGUUGCCAGCUGAAACUGCUGGGGAUGUACCGGCUUUGGUGGCAGUGAAACCCUUGCUUCGUAAUGAGCGACUCUACCCGGAGCUCCCAUCUCAACCAGAAGUAGUACCGUUUACUGAAGAACAGCUAAAAGUCUUUGAGCCUGGUUCAUGGCUGGAAAAUGUUGAGUCAUAUUUAGAAGAAUUUGACAGCAUGGCUCAUCAGGACAGGCAUGAAUUUUAUGAGUUGCUUUUGAACUACUCACGCUGUAGGAAGCAGCUGCUGCUGGCUGAAGCUGAGCUCCUUGCUCUGAUAUCUGAUUGCCAAAAUGCCAAAAGUCGACUAUGGCACUUCAAGGAGGAACAGUUGUCUGUACAGGGUAUCUGUGCUGAUCAAGUGAAAGUUUCAGGCCAUCAUCGCUACCAGAGAGUGGAGAUGAAUGAAAAUGCACUGGGAGAGCUAAAAAAACUGUUUGAUGCCAAAUCUGAACACCUCCACCAGACCUUGGCGCUGCAUUCUUACACUUCUGUGCUCUCACGGUUGCAAGUGGAGUCUUAUAUCUACACAUUACUCAAUAGUUUGGCUGUUCUGAGAUCUUUAGCAAUUCAUCAGGAAGGCCAAGCUUCUAAACAGGUAGAAAGCAUUCCCUCUGAUCUGUGUCAGCUAAAGGAGUGUAUUAGUGUCUUAUUCAUGUUCACCAGGAGAGUUAAUGAAGAUACUCAGUUCCAUGAUGAUAUUCUUCUCUGGCUGCAGAAAUUGGUAUCAGUGUUACAAAGAGUUGGCUGUCCUGGAGAUCACCUCUUCCUUCUAAACCAUAUUCUUCGAUGCCCGGCUGGUGUUAGUAAAUGGGCCGUUCCUUUCAUCCAGAUCAAAGUGUUGAAUAACGCAUCAGGGGUCUUUCAUUUCAUGCAGUCUCUUGCCCUGCUAAUGUCUCCUGUCAAAAAUCGAGCUGAGUUCCUGUGCCACAUGAAGCCCAGUGAACGGAAUCCAUCCUCUUCGGGGCCUGCAUCCGGGACGUGGACACUGGUAGAUGAGGGAGGAGAAGAGGAUGAAGACCCUGAGACUAGUUGGAUUCUCCUUAAUGAAGAUGACUUGGUUAUUCUUCUAUCACAGUUCCCAUUUCAUGAACUCUUUCAACAUCUUCUUGGGUUUAAAGCAAAAGGUGAUUAUUUACCUGAAACAACAAUACCUCAAGAGAUGAUGAAAAUUUUUGCCUUUGCUAACUCCUUAGUGGAACUUCUGGCUGUGGGGUUAGAAACCUUCAAUAGAGCACGCUAUAGGCAGUUUGUCAAGCAAAUUGGUUAUAUGAUCAGGAUGAUCCUUGGUUAUGUGAGUGACCACUGGGCCCAGUAUGUGAGCCACAACCAAGGCUCGGGAUUGGCCCUGCAGCCCUACUCCGUGGAGAAACUACAGGUUGAGUUUGAUGAGCUCUUUUUGAGAGCUGUACUACAUGUGCUGAAAGCCAAAAGACUUGGCAUUUGGCUGUUUAUGUCAGAAAUGCCCUUCGGGACACUGUCUGUUCAGAUGCUCUGGAAGCUCUUCUACCUCAUGCACCAGGUGGGGAGCGGGAAUCUGGAAAAGCUCUGUACUGCCCUCCUGCCUGCCGAGUGUAAGAAGCGCCUCCAAGACCCAGAACAUUUUGUGAACUUUGAGAAGUGUCUUUCUUCCAUGAAUAGCUCGGAAGAGAUUUGCCUUCUAACUACUUUUGCUCAGAUGGCUCAGGCCAGAAGAACCAAUGUGGAUGAAGACUUCAUAAAAAUUAUUGUUCUGGAGAUAUAUGAGGUAUCUUAUGUCACCCUGUCCACCAGAGAAACUUUUUCGAAGGUUGGUCGAGAGCUUUUAGGGGCCAUCACAGCUGUUCACCCUGAGAUAAUUUCUGUCCUUCUGGAUAGGGUUCAAGACACCAUUGACCAGGUUGGAAUGGUUUCUUUAUACUUGUUUAAAGAACUACCUUUGUAUCUUUGGAGACCUUCUGCCUCUGAGAUAGCUGUGAUUCGGGAUUGGUUAUUGAAUUAUAACCUGACAACGGUGAAGAAUAAAUUGGCCUGUGUUAUUCUAGAAGGACUAAAUUGGGGAUUUGGUGAGCAGGGGACUCUUCAUCUGGAUCAAACAGUCCAUGCUGAAGUAGCUUUAAUGAUUCUCGAGGCGUACCAGAAGUACCUUGCACAGAAGCCAUAUGCUGGGUUUCUUUCUGAAAGUAUGAAGCAGGUUUCAUAUUUGGCCAGUAUUGUUCGAUAUGGAGAGACACCUGAGACCUCAUUUAACCAAUGGGCCUGGAACUUGAUCUUGAAGUUAAAACUGCACAAAAAUGAUUAUGGAAUACAGCAGAAUUGUGCAACUGUUCCGUUCUCCAGCACUGUGCCCGAAGUGACAGAAUCACCCACGUUUCAUCCUCUCUUGAAGGCUGUAAAGGAGGGCAUGCCCAUUGGCUGUUAUCUGGCCUUAGCUAUGACGGCUGUGGGCCACAGCAUUGAGAAGUUCUGUGCAGAAGGCAUCCCACUCUUCGGAAUUCUGGUCCAGUCGAGGCAUUUGAAAACAGUGGUCCAUGUCCUGGAUAAGAUUCUGCCUUUGUUCUACCCUUGCCAGUAUUACCUUCUAAAGAAUGAGCAGUUUCUGUCACACCUCCUCCUCUUCCUACACUUGGACGUCGGUGUCCCUCAGGGUGUCACGCAGCAGGUCACCCACAAGGUGGCACAGCACCUGACAGGAGCCAGCCAUGGGGACAACGUGAAGCUUCUCAACAGCAUGAUCCAGGCCCACAUCUCUGUAAGCACUCAGCUCAAUGAAGUGGGCCCGGUUGCCGUAUUGGAGUUCUGGGUUCAGGCUCUUAUAAGCCAACAUCUUUGGUACCGAGAACAACCCAUCCUCUUCCUCAUGGACCAUUUGUGUAAAACAGCUUUUCAGCUGAUGCAGGAAGACUGUGUGCAGAAAUUGCUCUACCAGCAACAUAAGAAUGCUUUGGGCUACCACUGUGACCGGAGUCUGCUCUCUUCUUUGGUGAGCUGGAUCGUGGCAGGCAACAUCACUCCUUCCUUUGUGGAGGGCUUAGCCACACCCACUCAGGUCUGGUUUGCAUGGACAGUCCUGAACGUGGAAUCCAUCUUUGAAGAAGACUCCCAGCUCCGAAGAGUUGUUGAAGGGGAAUUGGUGAUAAACUCUGCAUCUACCCCUGACCAAGCUCUGAAGAAAGCCCAGGCUCAGCUGAAACUCCCCAUCGUCCCGUCCCUCCAGAGGCUGCUCAUUUAUCGCUGGGCCCACCAGGCUCUCGUCACGCCUUCUGACCAUCCUCUUCUUCCACUCAUUUGGCAGAAGUUCUUCCUCCUGUAUCUUCACCGCCCAGGACCGCAAUAUGGGCUACCCAUAGAUGGUUGUAUUGGAAGAAGGUUUUUCCAAAGCCCUGCUCAUAUCAGUUUACUGAAAGAAAUGAAGAGGCGUCUGACUGAGGUGGCUGACUUCCACCAUGCUGCGAGCAAGGCCCUCCGAGUUCCAGCAGAGGGCAGUGAAGGGCUGCCAGCGACCCAGGCUGGCACCCCUGCUUACCUGACUUCACCAGAACUGCACAAGGAGCUCGUGAGGCUUUUCAAUGUAUAUAUAUUAUGGCUAGAAGAUGAGAAUUUUCAAAAAGGAGAUACGUAUAUCCCUUCUCUGCCAAAGCAUUAUGAUAUUCACAGGCUAGCAAAAGUGAUGCAGAAUCAGCAGGACCUGUGGAUGGAGUAUUUGAACAUGGAGCGCAUACAUUAUGAGUUUCAGGAAACCAUUAGUCUGUGGAUGCAGGCCAAGCUUGAGUCCCAUUCUACACCCUGCAGUUCGUCAGUGCCGCUGGACUUCACUGAUCCUUUGUUGGCUAAAGAAAGGGUUUUAAGUAACCUGCGGAAGCACGAGGACCCCCAACCUCCCCUUGUUCUGCAGCCAAUGAGGCCUCCUGUGCCAGUUAUUUCCUCAGCCUCGAUCCUGAGUCAGAAGGAUGCCAUCCAGCUGGUACGCACAGACCUGAAUCUGCUGCGGCAGCAGGCCAGAACUGCAGCUCUUCGGGAAUCUCAGCAGGUUGUGCUGGACAGUGAGCUGUUGGACACAAUGCCCAAGCAGUAUGUUAAUCGAGAAGAACAGACCACACUACAUUUGGAGUGUAGAGGCAGUAGUGGCAAGAAGUGCCAAGGAGCAGGAGUUGUAACAGUUCAGUUUGAAGGUUUGCAUAAGAAUGAAGCAAUAAGCCAACAGCUUCAUGUUUUGCGAAAAGAAGUGAAGCAGUUGCAAGCAGAAGCUGCUAAACCACCAUCACUUAAUAUCGUGGAAGCCGCUGUGCAUGCCGAGAACUUGAUUACGGCCUUAGUGAAUGCCUACCAGUCGCACCCCACCCCUGGGGUUCAGAAGGUUGGCAUCAGCCUCUUCUUUACUGUUGUGGAUUACGUCAGCGAUGAGACCCAGCGUCAUCCUCCCACAAGGCAGUUCUUUACUUCAUGCAUUGAGAUCUUGGGACAGGUGUUUAUAAGUGGCACUAAAUCAGAAUGCAGAAAAGUCCUUCGGACCAUUCUGAAGAACAGAAGGCUCUGCUCUCUCUUGUCUCCUUUCUUUACUCCCAACGCUACGCCUGCGGAGUUCAUACAACUGUAUGAGAAAGUGGUGAAGUUUCUGAGUGAGGACAACAGUGAUAUGAUUUUCAUGCUGCUGACCAAGUUCGAUCUUAAGCAAUGGUUAAACGCCACUAAACCUCCUCUGUCUGAUCGUACCAGGCUUCUGGAGUCCAUUCAUUUGGCACUUACUGCCUGGGGCCUUGAACCAGAUGAAGAUAUUUUGAUGCCAUUUAAUCUUUUCUGUAAGCACUGGACUUACCUUCUUCUCUACCAGUUCCCUGACCAGUACAGUGACAUUCUGAGGCUGCUGAUGCAAAGCUCUGCUGAGCAGCUGCUGAGCCCCGAGUGUUGGAAAGCCACCCUAAGAGCCCUGGGCUGCUGCGCCCCAGGCUGCCAGCAGGGGGCAGCUUCUGCUGAGACCUCGGUGCUUCAAAGCUCUCCGGAUGUUCUCUUGUCAGACAAGCAGGUAAUGGAGACUAUACAGUGGCUCUCAAACUUUUUUUAUAAGCUUCGGUUAUCCACGUUGGACUUUAAAAGUUUUGGUUUAUUCUCAAAAUGGAGUCCUUACAUGGCAGAUAUGAAGACGCUCUUGGGCUACCUUGUAAAGAGACUGCUUGACUCAGAAAUGGCCUGCUUGGCCCAAGAUCCAUCUGGCAGUAGCAAAACAGUACUAAGAUCCCUACAUUCAGUAAUCGUCCAGCUCUUUAAGCCAUGGAUACUGGUUUUAGAGGACAAUGAAAGCAGCCAACGACAUUACCCCUGGCUGGAGAGUGAUGCUGUGGUGGCCUCAAGCAUUGUGCAGUUGUUCACUGAUUGCAUUGACUCAUUGCACGAGAGUUUUAAAGAUAAGCUCUUGCCCGGUGAUGACGGAGCCCUUCGGUUACACCUGAUACAUUAUUGUGAAGCGUGUACAGCACCUAAAAUGCCAGAGUUCAUUCUGUAUGCUUUUCACAGUGCCUACCGGAAACUCCCGUGGAGGGACCUGCAUCCUGACCAGAUGCUCAUGGAGGCCUUCUUCAAGGUGGAACGAGGAAGCCCCAAGAGCUGCUUCUUGUUUUUGGGGUCUGUCCUCUGUGAAGUCAACUGGGUCAGUGUGCUCUCUGAUGCCUGGAAUCCCAGUCCCCACCCAGAGACCCGGAGCAUGAUUGUCUGCCUCCUUUUCAUGAUGAUUUUAUUGGCAAAGGAAGAUCAGCUGGUGGAUCAAAAAGAUUCUCCUCUACUUACUCUCCUUGGACAGACAAGCUCACUCUCAUGGCAUCUUGUGGAUAUUGUGUCAUAUCAGAGUGUGUUAGGUUAUUUCAGCAGCCAUUACCAGCCAUCCAUCAUCCUGGCAAAGGAAUCUUCUGCUGAGUUAAUUGUGAAGCUCCUAAAAGUGUCUGCAGGUCUUUCCGUUCCUACUGACAGCCAGAAACAUCUUGAUGCAGUUCCAAAAUGCCGAGCCUUCAUUCAUCAGAUGGUACAAUUCCUCAGCUCCCUGGAACAAAAUGGAAAAAUCACGUUAGCAGUCCUUGAACAGGAAAUGUGUAAGCUCUUGGAUGAUAUCAUUGUUUUUAAACCACCUGAUCUGGACAGCCAGACCCGCCACAUGGCCCUCAGCAGCCUCUUUAUGGAAGUCCUAAUGAUGAUGAACAACGCGACUAUCCCAACAGCAGAGUUCCUCCGAGGCAGUAUCCAGACCUGGAUUGGGCAGAAAGUGCAUGGACUGGUGGUUCUGCCCCUGUUAACAGCCGCCUGCCAGAGCCUGGCUUCCGUCCGCCACAUGGCCGAGACGACGGAAGCCUGCAUCACUGCUUACUUCAAAGAGGGCUCCCUCAAUCAGAAUUUAGGUUGGGGCCCCAUUCUGGUGUCCCUUCAAGUUCCCGAGCUCACCAUCGAAGAGUUUCUGCAGGAGUGCCUGUCCCUCGGCAGCUACUUGACUCUCUAUGUCUACUUGCUUCAGCGUCUAAAUAGUGAGCAGACGCUAAGGAACGAAAUGAAAGUGCUGCUUCUCUUAAGCCAGUGGUUGGAACAGGUGUAUCCAAGCUCUAUGCAGGAAGAAGCAAAGCUGUUCUUGUGGUGGCACCAAGUCCUGCAGCUGUCCCUGGUUCAGACCGAGCAGAAUGACUCGGCCUUGACGGAGUCUGUCAUUCGGAUUCUGCUCAUGCUUCAGGCCCGUCAGAGCCUGCUGGCCGAGGAGAGGCUCAGUUCAGGGAUUCUCAGGGCAAUUGGGCUGGGCCGGAAGUCGCCCUUGUCUAACAGGUUCCGAGUGGCUGCCCGAGGCAUGGCUGCCUUUCUUUCAGUUCAGGUUCCUGCCAAGGAUCAGAUCCGUUUGAAGCCGGGCUCUGAAUUACAUCUGACCCUGAAAGCUCAGCAGGCUCUGAAUGCUCUUGAAUCCUUGACAUCAAGUAAGCAGUACAUUGAAUACCAGGAUCAGAUAUUGCAAGCCGCACAAUUUAUAAAGCGUCCCGGCCAUUGCCUCCAAGAUGGGAAAAGCUUCCUGGCUCUUCUUGUGAACUGUCUCUAUCCAGAAGUGCAUUAUUUGGACAACAUACGAUAGUAACACUGAGGCUCUUGAUAAACCUGUUGCUGUUUAUGUUUACAUUUAACUUUGCUGUUGCACAAAUAACUUUGCUCAGUUUCACUGCAGUUUGGCCAAUGAAUUAGUUGACUGAGAUGCAAGUUGGUGGGCACUAGAUAAUUGUUGUGCAUGUGCACAUGUGUAUGUUUCCUUAGCUCUUAAGAUGUUCCAGGGACUUUGUAAUUUUUCUGUUCAUCCAACAAGAGAACUUACAAAGUUCUCCUUGGGUAGAGAGCCACUCUCAGUUGCCGAAUAUCCAGUCAUCUCAUGCGACCCCAGGUGGGGUGCUUUCGUAUGUCUCCACUUCUGUCUUUUCCUGUUUCGUUUAAAUGUCAAGACUCCUGUGCCAUAUAUAACUACUUUGGGAAUCCUGUUGAACCCUCACUUUUGAAUCCCAGUUGUGUUCCUUCAAAGUAAAAAAGCUUUGAAAAUUUCUGCAUUUCUCAAAUGUGGGGAAAUAUACCAGCUUAAAUUAUUGUAUUUUUCUCUCAGAAGGGAGAUGAGAAUGCUGAAUCAAAGUGAGUCGUUGUCUAAAAUGUGACCACUUGAUCCUGAUUAUAGUGGACAGCCGAGAUGGUGACGAGUCCAUUUCCAUCCAGCCAUGUGUCCUCAUAGAGAAGGAGCCAUUUGUCUACAUUGGGGGCGCGUGCUGGCCGUCUGUGGGGAUCAUGUCGUGCAGCGAUGUGUUUUGUUUGAUCUCCAUGGCUGAGAGUGUAGACAGGGCUUCCUCUCUCCAGUACACUGUAGACGUACAUUCCCUUUGGUCAUACCCCAGCCCGCUCCUUCAUUCACAUCUUAUUUGGCCCCUGAAGACAUGUAAAUUUGCAGCUCUUUCUAGACAGCAAGUUUGAUAUCUGAAGGUCCUGCUGUUGAGAGAGACAGAGAACUUGACUCUCUGUUUCCUGCUUGUUUUAUCACUCCAGAUUUAAACUGAAAUGAAGCAAGCAAACCUGCUGAAACACUGAUCGGUGGAAACUGGGUCAGGUCAGGAGACUUAACUGAAAUUUGGCUUUUUUUUAAUCGUCAUGUGCCUUCUGUUGUUAACAGUUCGUUCUUUACCAAAGCCUGUCUGCAGUGUUGCUGUGUUUUGCUGCCAUCUGCUUGCUCUUGUCGUGUCCCCUCCACCCCCCCAGAAUUCGGACCUUGACUUCUGUCAUCAUAUUCGUAAUUCUUUUGGCUCAAAAUUGAUUUAUUUGUCCAGCUGGCAUAAGGCGUCUUUUGUUUGCAGGCUGUCUAUAGCCCGAGGCUAUUUACCUAAAAAUGUCUUAGUCACUGAGAGCUUUUAGCAAGGGGAUUGGGGUGUAGAUUAACUGAGUGAUAAUCUCUUAACAAAUAUCGUUUUGGGGUGCCUUCCCCAACAUUUGGAAGUGUGUAGGAGCUGUUCUUUACUUUGAAUCUUUUUAGUUGGACAGAACAGUUCUGCCCCACAGAAAUGCUCUGGUAAAGAUCAUCUCUGUUAGCCUCCAAGCUCUGUAGGCCACUAAGUGUCCAUCUCCGAGGGACGUAUCUCAGAGCUUUGCUUGUUACACGUUUUACAAGCUGUGGACAGUUCCAUGGCUGAUUUGGCAACAAAGAUUUUAUGACAGGAAAUAUUCUGUGUGCUGUUUUCUUUGAAGAGGAUGUAAUUAUUGGUAUCCUAGAAUGAAAUUUUUGAGUGACAGUACAUACAUUUCAAGAAAAUUAUGUUUAAUCUUAAUUUUUGAAGGUUUAUAAUAUUUAUAAUGUAUUUGCUCUGUAAAAAUUAUAAAAAAUAAAUCAAUCUUUGGUUGUAGCUGGUAAGAAUCCGAUUUUUAGGGAUAUCACACUGUCUUGUAAAGUAUUCCAGUUGUUAAAGUUGAUGCAGAUUUUUUUAUGCCUGAUGUCAUCUGCUUUUUUGACACUGUAACUUGAUCAUCAGAGAUGGUCGGUAAAAGUACUUCCUCUCACGCUUAACAGUGGAAGGUUUACUCACCACGUAGGUUCCUAUGAGAGGCUCUGGGCUAAGAAAUUGCUUUAACGACACUAAGUUCAGAAGGUGGCAAUGUUGCUGUAGCCUCCUGGGAAAGAAUAGACCGGUCUGCCCACUGGCUUUCAGGAAUAAUGAGCUUUUGUUGGCAAAAUAGUGACCUCCAGAGAGCACAGGGCCUGUUUCAGAGACAGUUACCAGUGCUGCAUGUUGAUACCUGGGUCAGUAAGACCAAGGCACCUAUGUGCCGGAGCGGCGUUGAAGGUGCACUAGUGCAGACUUUCCCCAUACGUGGCCAGCAGUGGCUUCCGGUUCAGAUGGGGAUGCAGAGCAGCUUCCUGGGCUUGACGAAAAGCACCACUUCUCUUCUCCACUCUCCUUUCUGCAGUUCACACAGGAUGGGCCAGAGAGGCGCACUCGACCCCCUGGUCUCCUGGCUCCCCUCCCUAACCCUGCAGAAAGCUGCAGGCACAGACGCCAGGGAGGGAGGUCCUGCGGAAGCGUCCGCUCAGCCUAAUGGGGCCGGGGCCCACCCUCCAUGUUCCUGAAGCUCCUGGCAUGCGUCGCUGGUGGUUUCAGGAUCAGCCUGUUGGCACAGCCACUUCUGCCUCCUCGAGGUUGCCUGAGCCUCUCAGGUUUUCGAGGUGGGGGAAGCUGGGUCCAGAAAAUAAAACCCCCCGAGCAGCCCACCCUCUAUUUAACCAGGUGCCAACCCCCUUCCUCCCAGUCAGUGUAUCCACGUUGUGCAGGUGAGAGUGUCCAUGCCCUUUCUUCCUUUCGAGUGAAGGUGAGACACAGUUCUCUAUUGGAUUUUUAAAAAUUAAUUAAUUUUUGGCUGCGUUGGGUCUUCAUUGCCACGCACGGUCUUUCUCUAGUUGUGGCGAGUGGGGGCUACUCUUUGUUGCGGUGCGUGGCCUUCUCAUUGCGGAGGCUUCUCUUGUUGCGGAGCGCGGGCUCAGUAAUUGCGGCAUACCGUCUCUAGAGCACAGGCU
Messenger RNA from Kogia breviceps (pygmy sperm whale), 10766 nucleotides. RefSeq names its product ectopic P-granules 5 autophagy tethering factor (gene EPG5). Gene Ontology annotation, biological process: autophagosome maturation. Gene Ontology annotation, cellular component: cytoplasm. Lineage: Eukaryota; Metazoa; Chordata; Mammalia; Artiodactyla; Physeteridae. The record is from RefSeq and is a predicted model, not a curated record.